Molecule: messenger RNA, 846 nt
Organism: Procambarus clarkii (red swamp crayfish)
Lineage: Eukaryota; Metazoa; Arthropoda; Malacostraca; Decapoda; Cambaridae
Product: coiled-coil domain-containing protein 8-like
Source: RefSeq, a predicted model, not a curated record
AUGCUGGUGGGGCCCUCUGAUGUAUUAUUGUACAACCAACAGUUAAGUUUAGUGGUUAACGUUCGUGUGGAGGCCUACGGUAACGUUCGUGUGGAGGCCUACGGUAACGUUCGUGUGGAGGCCUACGAUAACGUUCGUGUGGAGGCCUACGGUAACGUUCGUGUGGAGGCCUACGGUAACGUUCGUGUGGAGGCCUACGGUAACGUUCGUGUGGAGGCCUACGAUAACGUUCGAGUGGAGGCCUACGGUAACGUUCGUGUGGAGGCCUACGGUAACGUUCGUGUGGAGGCCUACGGUAACGUUCGUGUGGAGGCCUACGGUAACGUUCGUGUGGAGGCCUACGGUAACGUUCGAGUGGAGGCCUACGGUAACGUUCGUGUGGAGGCCUACGGUAACGUUCGAGUGGAGGCCUACGAUAACGUUCGUGUGGAGGCCUACGGUAACGUUCGUGUGGAGGCCUACGAUAACGUUCGUGUGGAGGCCUACGGUAACGUUCGAGUGGAGGCCUACGGUAACGUUCGUGUGGAGGCCUACGGUAACGUUCGUGUGGAGGCCUACGGUAACGUUCGUGUGGAGGCCUACGGUAACGUUCGUGUGGAGGCCUACGAUAACAUUUGUGUGGAGUCCUACGAUAACAUUUGUGUGGAGGCCUACGAUAACGUUCGCGUGGAGGCCUACGAUAACGUUCGUGUGGAGGCCUACGAUAACGUUCGUGUGGAGGCCUACGAUAACGUUUGUGUGGAGGCCUACGAUAACGUUUGUGUGGAGGCCUACGGUAACGUUUGUGUGGAGGCCUACGGUAACGUUUGUGUGGAGGCCUACGGUAACGUUUGUGUGGAGGCCUGA